Fusarium venenatum is the source of this 819-nucleotide messenger RNA. RefSeq lists its product as uncharacterized. NCBI's taxonomy places the organism in Eukaryota, Fungi, Ascomycota, Sordariomycetes, Hypocreales, Nectriaceae. The record is from RefSeq and is a predicted model, not a curated record.
AUGCGUGUCCAUACUACUCUGGGGUCUUUGAUACUCAGCGCUGGCCUUGUCGCCGCUCGUGCUUCUGCUCCUCACCCUCAAUCAACAACAACAACAUCACCAUUGACUAGCGAAACGGAAACCGCAACAGCCGUAGGAUCUGCCACUGUAGAGACCGCCGAGACUACUUCCGCGGCGACUUCUGAAGAGGCUACGAUCAUCGUUAAGUCCGACAGCGCCACAGAAUCUUCCAUUAUCGAGGUUUCGACCUCUGUCGCCGAGGCCUCAAUCCGCACAAUCGAGGACUCAACAACUACGACGACAUCUCCUGCCCAGAGCGUACAGAGUCCACCCAACGGUAAUUUCGAAGACCCUACCCUUGAGCCAUGGGAGUCUACAGGAACCGCAGCAGUGUUGGCCCAGGGAAAUUACUGCCAUGAAAAGUACCAGUGCUCGAGACGUCCAGGACCCUACAGCGGAAACACCGCCAAAAUAUGCCAGCGCAUCGACCUUGAGCAGGGCUACAAAUACACUUUUGCCGCGCAUCUCCGGCAGAGUUGUACUUAUUACAACGCUAAUGAAGGGGAAGACAUUGAUUACAGCCCCAAUAUCAACACGGUUCACCUUUUCAUCGACGGGGUAUCUUUCACAUCCAAGGGAGUUGAUUGGAACAACCAGUGGCACGAAUACUCCGACACCUGUCAAUACACUGGCCCGAGCAUUGGUUCGACGGAUCUUUGUAUUGCUGCCGUCAUGACCCAGGGCGAUAGGUACGAUUUCUAUGUUGAUGGAGUUUCCCUUGUGCGUGGGAAAUCCGUACCUAUCUCCAAAGAGUCAUAA